Molecule: messenger RNA, 1681 nt
Organism: Didymella exigua CBS 183.55
Lineage: Eukaryota; Fungi; Ascomycota; Dothideomycetes; Pleosporales; Didymellaceae
Product: FMN-linked oxidoreductase
Exons: 4
Coding region: 259-1488 (409 amino acids)
Molecular function (GO): FMN binding; oxidoreductase activity
Source: RefSeq, a predicted model, not a curated record
UUCCACUACACAAUUUUACAGUCCACAACGCCGGGAUGAGUCCUAAAUCCCUCCGACACGGUGCGAUAAGCAGAUACCAAGUGAUGCUGGGCCGGCUGAUGGGAAGAACGGGUCCAGUAUGCCGAUCCAACACGCGCCUUGGUGCCCACUGUCGCAUGGUAGCAAGCGAUGAGCAGCUAUACUUCAUCGUGUCUCCCUGAACGCCGAGUGCAUUUCCAGCUGGAUCUCUGAUAACUUUCGCCUUCAACCAUUCUCGCCAUGACUGUCGCCAUGGGCCCAUCUUCCAAGCUUUUCGAACCGUUGACCAUUGGCAAUGGCAAGAUCAAGCUCGACCAUCGCGUUGUGCUCGCACCUAUGACCAGGAAUCGAGGAACACCACUGAGUGCGGAAAGUACGGCGGAGAAGCCAAAUCGCAUCUGGCUCCCAAAUGACCUCAUGGUUGAGUAUUACACUCAACGCGCAAGCAAAGGCGGACUGAUCAUCACCGAGGGCGUCCCACCUUCUCUUGAGGGCAAUGGAAUGCCAGGUGUGCCUGGUCUGUUCAUCGAAGAGCAAAAGGCGGGCUGGAAGAAGAUUGCAGACGCUAUUCACGCACAGGGCGGCUACGCUUACGUUCAGAUUUGGCACUCCGGACGCGCAAACAUCCCACAAUUGACCGGAACGCCAAUCCUUAGCCCUUCUGGUCUGCCUUGGGAUAGCUCAGACGAAUGUUUCGCAUAUCCUCCCCCACACACAUCCAAACAAGUACGCUACAUCGACAACCCACCUAUCGAGCUCACCGUUGAGCACAUUAAGAAGACUAUUCAAGACUAUGUGCGCACAGCUAAGUGGGCCAUGGAGUGCGGCUUCGACGGCGUUGAGGUCCACGGAGGCAACGGAUACCUGCCCGAGCAAUUCCUUGCUUCCAAUGUCAACAGACGAACAGAUGCAUACGGAGGUAGUCCAGAGAAGCGAUGCACGUUUACGCUUGAGCUCAUGGACGAGCUGAGCAAGGCGAUUGGAGAGGAGAACUUGGCGAUUAGGCUCACACCCUUUGGGUUGUUCAACCAAAUUCGUUCCGAGCAGCGUAUGGAGACAUGGUCCACGCUAUGUCGCAAGCUGAAGGAAGCUCACCCAAACUUGUCAUACGUUAGCUUCGUCGAGCCGCGCUAUGAGCAAAUCCACAGCGGGACCGAAAAGCAGAAGUUCCUCGAUUCGUGGGGAUUGACCUCAAUCGACCUCAACCCUUUCCGCGAGAUUUUUGGCACAACACCUUUCUUCUCCGCUGGCGGUUUUGAUGACACGAACUCAUGGGGCGUCUUGGAGUCCGGAAAGUACGAUGCGCUCCUGUACGGUAGGUACUUCACCAGCAACCCUGAUCUGCCAGAGAGGCUGAAGGAAGGACUACCUCUUGCGCCGUAUGAUCGCAGUAGGUUUUACGGGCCUUUCGAAGAUAAUUCAAUUGGCUUCACGGAUUACCCAGAGUGGCAGCACGGGAGCACACCAUAGAGGUCGUACGUUGCGACAAAGCUGUGCUCGAGUUACAUCUUUUGAAUUGUGUUACCGAUGAGCAGACACUGCAUCUUUUCUGGUGGUCAGCAACAGCUCUGCGGAACAUAUCUCGUGGGGGCGCAGAUGACCAGUAAUGCCUAAUGAUAGCAUUUUCGAAAUAUCGACAUCUUGAAGAGACAUGCAUGACCCA